AGGUUAGAGGUUAGAAACGUCAUUUGACUAGAGUUAAGGAAUCGCGGGUUCGUACGAUACGUCGUCGUUUCCGAUACUAUGCGUGAAAUUUGUUUCCAUUUAAAUGUUUUUUUUUCCUUAUUUAACCCUAUUAUUAAUUUUAUAUCCCAAAAGCCAAAACUAUUUCUCGUUGGAAAUGAAAAAUCGCUUCGCUCAUAAAUACAAUUCCUUUUGCUCGUCAUAAUCAAAAUCCAAACCCUACUUUUAGGGUUUUCCUCUUUGUUUUUAUGAUAUUCUUGUCCUGAAAUAAAAUCAUGUUCUUAUUUUUUUUUAAUUCAAAUAAUUCGUUGUGAUCAAUACAAUUGAUCUGUACAUAGGAAACCCUAAUUUUGCUUGAAUUUUAAAUCAUUUCACAUUUGGAUCUGCUAUUGUGAUUUCGUUUAUUGAAAUGGCGGAUCAAGAAGAAGAGGAUUUGAGAAUGGCUUUAAGAAUGAGCAUGCAAAAUUCACCACCAGAACCUAAGCGAAGCAAGCCAAGAGACGCUGCCGGAGCAGCUCCCGCAUCUUCGCCGGAGGAUACUAGACGGCUCCAGCGGGAGCUUAUGGCUGCGGCUGCUGAGAAACGUAUGCUCGCAGCAAAAAUUACGUCGCCUUCGAAUACCACUACUGAUAAUAGAAGUCCCGAUAAAAGCGCUGUUUUCUCUAGGAAGGAGAAAGAUUUUGGCGCGAAGGAGGGUAAUAUGGGAAAAGAAUUGUCUAGUGAGGAAGCGAUUCAGUUGUUUUCAAUGGCGUUUGGGACUGUUGUUACCAAGGAUAUUUUGGCACAAUGGAGUAACCAGGGCAUAAGGUUUAGCCCUGAUCCAGAAACUUCAAUGGGUCUAGUGCAGCAUGAAGGUGGGCCCUGUGGCGUCUUAGCAGCCAUACAAGCUUUCGUUCUCAAAUACCUGCUUUUCUUUUCGGAUGACUUAGGUAAAGUUGCACCAAACAUGCUGCAAAAUUUUGGUUCUGGUACUAAAAGGCGAUACAUUGCAUCAAAUAACUUGGGUUCUCUCACUGAGGAUACAAAAGCAAGAGCCCUGGUCAGAAGUAUGGGUGAGAUAUUGUUCCUGUGUGGAAGUAGUAAAAGGGCUGUUAUUGCUACUUUGAAUUCUAUUGCUUGUGAUGCUGGGGGACCUGAAAAGGAUGAGACCAUUGCAAAAGCACUUGAAGGGCUUUAUAUUGAAUCGGCAUCUGAUUUGCAGAAAAUUUUAAGAAUUGACACAUAUACAUCACAAGCAAGUGCAUUGCAGAGGCUACAAGCAACACUUCCCGUCUUCCAAUCUCGUAUGGGGGCACUGCUUUUCCUUAUUUCUGCAUUACUCUCUAGAGGAUUGGAUUCUGUUCAAGCUGAUAGGGAUGACCCCAGCCUUCCUCUGGUUACUGCCCCUUUUGGGCAUGCCUCUCAGGAAAUUGUGAAUCUUCUGCUCUGUGGGCAGGCUGUCCCUAAUGUAUUUGAUGGUAGAAUGGAUUUAGGUGAUGGCAUGUGCCUUAAGGGCAUAUCCACAAGUGUGGAAGUUGGAUUUCUUACUCUGUUAGAAUCCCUCAAUUUCUGCAAGGUUGGCCAGCAUCUAAAAUGCCCUAAAUGGCCAAUAUGGGUUGUUGGAAGUGAGUCCCACUAUACAGUUUUAUUUGCUCUUGAUACCACCGUUCAAGAUGAGAAUGAGCUGGAAGAAAGGGAAACACAGAUUAGGAAAGCUUUUGAUGCACAAGAUCAGAGUGGUGGUGGUGGCUUUAUUGGUGAGGAAGGUUUCCAUCAAGUCCUAAGGGAAACCAAUAUUAGACUUCCACCUGAGAAACUUGAUCACCUUUGUAGCACAGGCUUUAUUGUAUGGAGUGAGUUCUGGCAGGUCAUUUUGGAUCUAGACAAGAGUUUGGGGGGCCUAAAGGAUUCAAGUGGAUUGAUGGGCAAGAAGGUCUUUGAUCUUUACCAUUUUAAUGGCAUUGCGAAAUCUGAUUUAAUUGGUAGUCACAUGACCUCAGGAGGUGAGACACCAGUGCAGAGACCUAGGCUAACAAAGCUAAGAGUUUCAGUUCCACCAAGGUGGACUCCGGAGGAAUUCAUGGCAGAUGUGGUAGUGUCCUCUGGUUCUGGGGGGAAUGAAGCAAGUGGCAAAGACACUGAAGUCACAAAGCCUGAGCCAUCUCAACAUGCACCUUUGGUAGACUGCAUUAGAACGCGCUGGCCCCGUGCCGUUUGCACUUGGAUGGGGGAUCCUCCUAGCAUAGUCUGAACCCUCUUGGAUCACUUGAUGUCCCGUUAUUGUUAGCUUAAGAUCAUAGACUCAACAAGCACCACAAAUGACUCAGCAGGAGGUGCAGUGUUUUUCUUCUAGCCAUGAGAGUUGGUUUUCCUGGUUCGUCUGUCUUGAGCAUGUGCAACGCCAUUUUCUACCAUGUACUGUUGUAGCUUUCUGAUUACCAUCGAUUUUGAUGUCAGAUACUGGAGAGAGGGAUUUUGCCGAUAUUUCUUCAUAUUCCAAUGUGUAAAAUCCAUUUAUAGUUACCUGUGUUGAUUAGGGAAAGUUUUCAGCGAGGAAAUGUCAAUAAUAACUUGUCAAUUCUUGCCGUUGAUUGUGUUGUAACAUUUGACAUUCUUCAUGCUAGGAAUUCUUUUGGAUAAAAACCCAAGUGAUUUCUUUUA
Ricinus communis (castor bean) is the source of this 2658-nucleotide messenger RNA. RefSeq names its product ubiquitin carboxyl-terminal hydrolase MINDY-3. Bases 428 to 2248 code for a protein of 606 amino acids. Lineage: Eukaryota; Viridiplantae; Streptophyta; Magnoliopsida; Malpighiales; Euphorbiaceae. Gene Ontology annotation, molecular function: cysteine-type deubiquitinase activity; K48-linked deubiquitinase activity. Gene Ontology annotation, biological process: protein K48-linked deubiquitination. The record is from RefSeq and is a predicted model, not a curated record. The transcript has 7 exons.